UACACCCAGAGCGCCUGCGACACGUCGGGCGGCUCGAUCGUUCCGAACAGGCUCGGCAACCAGAAGUGCUGCAACGUCCCCGAUUCCCGCCAAGGCGAGUUCAACGGCUCUUGCAACGACCAGAAGGCGAGUGGCAACUUCAAACCUCUUGCUCAGGCGUGCUAG
Molecule: messenger RNA, 165 nt
Organism: Phytophthora sojae
Lineage: Eukaryota; Oomycota; Peronosporomycetes; Peronosporales; Peronosporaceae
Exons: 1
Source: RefSeq, a predicted model, not a curated record